AUGGAAAGCAUGAUGUACACCAGUGUCUUUCUGCUCUACCUCCUGAGUCUGAUGGGCAAUGGGCUCAUCAUUAUGAUGGUAAUUGUGGACCACCACCUGCAGAAACCCAUGUAUUUCUUCCUUAGCAACCUUUCUUUUAUAGACAUUGGACAUACCACAUCCUUUAUACCCAAGCUGUUGCUCAAUUAUCUCUCUGCUAGUAAUUUCAUCUGUUUUUAUUGCUGUAUAAUUCAGUUGUGCUUCUAUUUUCUUUUCGGGGUCACUGAAUUUUUCAUCAUCACUUUGAUAUCCUUGGACAGAUACGUAGCCAUUUGCCAUCCUUUGAGAUAUGCCACUAUCAUGACUUCGGGGGUUUGCCUUAAGCUGGCAAUAGCAGCCUGGUUUGGAGGAUUUAUCUCCAUAAUUUGUCAAGUAGUGAUGAUUGCAAACUUGCCCUACUGUACUUCCAACAUUAUCAAUCAUUUCUUUUGUGAUGUUGGACCUGUGUUGAAGAUUGCAGCAGGAGAUACACGUAUUAUUGAAACCCUUGGUUUCCUUGUUUCUGUGGUUGUGAUUAUGUCCUCCUUGCUUUUCACCCUCAUUUCUUACCUCUUCAUCAUCUUCACCAUUUUUCGAAUGUCUUCAACCUCCCGACAGCAGAGGGCUUUCUCUACGUGUGCUUCCCAUCUGAUUGUGGUUUUUAUUUUGUAUGGGUCAGUCUUUUUCGUCUACCUAAGGCCAACAGUCAAGAACUCUUCCUUCGGGGUAAUGAAGGUUGUCUCCAUUGUGUACACUAUGAUCACCCCAGUGCUCAAUCCUUUCAUCUACACCAUUAGGAACAAUGAAGUGAAAGAUUCUGUACGCAGAAUGAUUGGAAGAAAGAUGCUAGCUCUCCCCUGUGUUAAAAGGAAUGGGAAUUGA
Messenger RNA from Protobothrops mucrosquamatus (brown spotted pit viper), 900 nucleotides. RefSeq names its product olfactory receptor 6X1-like. Gene Ontology annotation, cellular component: membrane. Gene Ontology annotation, biological process: G protein-coupled receptor signaling pathway. NCBI's taxonomy places the organism in Eukaryota, Metazoa, Chordata, Lepidosauria, Squamata, Viperidae. The coding region runs from base 1 to 900 and encodes 299 amino acids. The transcript has a single exon. The record is from RefSeq and is a predicted model, not a curated record. Gene Ontology annotation, molecular function: olfactory receptor activity; G protein-coupled receptor activity.